GAAAAGCAGACAAGCGUGUUUUUGUUUUGGGGGGGGGGAGAGAAAAAGGAGAGAGAAUGACCCUGGAAUCCAUAAUGGCGUGUUGCCUCAGCGAGGAGGCGAAAGAAGCCAGGCGGAUCAACGACGAGAUCGAAAGGCAGCUCCGCCGGGAUAAGAGGGACGCACGCCGCGAGCUGAAACUGUUGCUUCUCGGCACUGGGGAAAGUGGGAAGAGCACAUUCAUCAAACAGAUGAGGAUUAUCCACGGCGCCGGUUACUCAGACGAGGACAAAAGGGGUUUCACCAAACUGGUCUAUCAGAACAUCUUCACAGCCAUGCAAGCGAUGAUCCGAGCCAUGGAGACGCUCAAGAUCCCCUACAAAUAUGAGCACAACAAGGGCAACGCCAACAUUGUAAGAGAGGUGGACGUAGAGAAGGUCAGCAUGUUAGAGAAUCCUUAUGUAGAUGCAAUCAAGAGCUUAUGGAAUGACCCGGGCAUCCAGGAGUGCUACGAUCGAAGGAGGGAAUACCAACUCUCAGACUCCACUAAAUAUUACCUGAACGCGCUGGACCGGAUCGCCGAGCCAGCCUACCUUCCCACCCAGCAGGAUGUGUUGAGGGUUCGAGUCCCCACCACGGGCAUCAUUGAAUACCCGUUCGACCUGCAGAGUGUCAUAUUCAGGAUGGUGGAUGUCGGAGGUCAGAGGUCGGAGAGGAGGAAGUGGAUCCACUGCUUUGAGAACGUCACAUCCAUCAUGUUCCUGGUAGCGCUCAGCGAGUACGACCAAGUUUUGGUGGAGUCGGACAACGAGAACCGGAUGGAGGAGAGUAAAGCUCUGUUUAGGACAAUAAUCACAUACCCCUGGUUCCAAAACUCCUCCGUCAUCCUCUUCCUCAACAAGAAGGACCUGUUGGAGGAGAAGAUCAUGUACUCUCAUCUGGUUGACUACUUUCCAGAGUAUGAUGGUCCCCAGAGGGAUGCCCAAGCAGGCCGAGAGUUCAUCCUCAAGAUGUUUGUGGACCUGAAUCCAGACAGCGAUAAGAUCAUCUACUCUCACUUCACCUGUGCCACCGACACAGAGAACAUCCGUUUCGUCUUUGCCGCCGUCAAAGACACCAUCCUGCAGCUCAACCUCAAGGAGUACAACCUGGUGUAGGGCGGAGCGGGGCCGCCCGGCAGGAGGCCGUCAACACACACUGACUGACGCGAUCUGUGAAAAGAUACAUCAUAUAAACACACACACAUGAAAAGAAAAUCAGAGAAAAAAAAAUCUAAUGGUUGCAUAAUACUAAUUUAUUUGCCAUUUGGUGAUCUCUUGGUCCCCAAGGGGUGAGCAAAGUAAAUGUUAUCUUGCUAUUUAAGGAGCUAAUGAAAUAUGUGGGGGGGCAAGAUAUUCUGAAGGGUUGGGGAGGGAUUUGCUGUUGAAUAUGUGCAGCAAUGAUCCUUAUUUCUGGGCUUUGCGCAUUGUGAAGUUUUGUUUUUUUUGUUUGUUACAUACAUCAGAGCAGGAGCGAAUGCAACGCGCUCCCGCCCUCCUGCUUUUUUAUAAACAAAAAGAAGAAAAAAAAAGGUUUUCACUCCCCCCUUUUUUUGUACCCUCCCUCCUUACCUGUCAGUUCAUUCUGAAGCUUCUUCCUGGGCGUUUACAUGUUUGCCCAGCAGGAAAUGAUGUAACAGAUCUCUCAUUGACAGCGUGAUCUAUUUCCUUCAAAGGACCGAUUGGCAAGUCUCUUGAUGAAUAGGUACAGACUGUGAUUUUUAAAUUAUUUGAUACUAAUUUGGUAUCGAUUGACUUCAGUCAUUAUAAUUGUUACAUUGCCUUGACUUUGGCAUCAUCUGAUGAGCAGAGCAUGCGUCAGCGUGGCAGUGCACCCCCAACAUUUUGAGGGGAAAUAGCUAAAAUCGUGCGUUGAGUGGGUCACGUCAGUUCUCCUGCGUCGACGUGACCGUUGAAGUGCAGAGGUUUAAGCGAAAUUGGUGUUAAAAUGCUUUCUGGGCUUUCUGGGCUCUGUGCUGGUUGCUUUACUCAGACUGAAGGGAGUUCAGGAGGUAAUAAUUUAUGAGACAAUGUUGUCAAAUGAUUAUGUUCAACUGUGCCACAUUACACUUUUUUAUUAUGGUAAUAUGUGUAUUUAUUGCCAAUGCCAAAACAACUCAAGCACCAGACUCCACUUUGCGCUGUUUACGAUUGAAAUGAAAAGCGCUGAGGACAGGAAAAAAGCAGGGCUAAUGAAUGCAGAAGUGGAAUGACUGACUUUAUUGAUCCACCAACUGAUCCUGCAGUUUUUGAAGUAUUAAACAAUGGUACCCCCUCUAGCAAAGACACACACUUACACACACACACACACACACACACACACACACAGCUUGGACUGACUGGAGCUACAGUUAACUAGCAGGUUAUCAGAGAGGAGAACGCCACCCAGUGCGCUGAACUGCUCGAACUGUCCAAUCACAACCUUGCGCGUGGCUACAAACCCCUCCCUCUGACCUGCAGGCUGUCCAGUCACAUUUUAGCGGUGUCGUAUAAUUGUCCACUCACAGCCCGGCUGUCUUGACUGUUGUAGUUCAAUAGCAGUGGAGGAUAAAUUUGGUUAAUUUCUGCGUAAAAGGGCAGAUUGUUCAGUUUGUACCAAAGUAAGCCCUUCUUGUUUCUGAUUGGCACCUCUGAUUUGCAAUUCCUCAUUCCCAGGUUACUUCCAAGUAUUUUUUUUGUAACAAUUCCCAAGAACAUAAGCCUGUAAUUUACAUUUAUUGAGGCAUAGUGCAAUUAUGAAUGCUAUAAUCAUUGUACAUACAUCUCUCUAUAUAUGGCAGCAUCUUUGUUGGCUUUGUAAUCAUUACUUUUUUGGCAGAUUGAAUGUGCAGUAUUGAAAAUAUGUAUCUAUGUAAUUGUAUCGUAUGUCUCAUGGCUAAUUCAUUUUUGGAAGAAAAACAAUGUUAUUUACAUGUUUGUUUUUGUUUCCUUUUUUUAAGAGGAGAAUGUAAAUUUUGUGUUUUAUUUUGUGUUAAUUUCUCAGCACAGAAACAUUGUUCAGCUUCAGAACUGCAUAAAGAGGAAUAUUAUUAUCCAACAACUGAUUGAUUGAUAUGCCAGUACUUCUAGUAGCCAGACUUUUAUUUGAAAAACUACAGACUGAAUUCAACCUACAGGGCUAAUUGUAAUAGUUUAGUUCUUAACUGGCUUCAGGAAGAGAGCACUUGUCAUAUAGGUGUAAUCCCAUCACUCAUUGAUUCCUGAUUCUUCUAUUUAAUUUCAUUAUGACACAGCUUCCCAGUAAGUAUUGAUUCACUUUGAGAUUUCUUAGUCUACAGCACCCCUUGUGACCCUGACCACCCCACCACCAAACACCUUUUGUAGGCUGGAUGUUUUAUUUAACAAGUAGUACUAGAACGAGGUGGAUGGCGGGCAGGUAAAGUGUUGCUUUGCAUCAGAUUUUGUAUGAAAAUCUCGUUAAGGAGGAAAUGUAACCAUCUGAUUGUUUGUGCUAACAGAUGGGAAUGCCAUCGCCCUUUAAACCCCUCAAAGGAACCUCCACCCUGAUAGAAACAGUAUUGCAGAGUAUCUGUGACUGACCGUGCAAAAGAAUGACAACUCAACCAUUUGGCGUAAUUAGGAUGGUACAUUUACUGGUGCUUUAUUUUUCUAUUUUUUUCACUUAAUUUCCAUCUUGAUUGCCACCAUUUCAUUAGAAUGUACCACACUAUUUUAGACUUAUGAAAUGACAGCAUAGGAGAAAAUACACAACAGUGGACAUGUACAUAUUGCCUUAUCAAAUAAGCUGUGCCUCCGAAGUCCCAUGCAAGGCACCUGUGUUUUUAUGAGAAGUGAAGCUAGUGCAGCCAGUAAUGUCCCUUUGUGCAGCUGGAAGGUUGUUAGGUUUCAUCUUGGCGGUCUUGCUGUUAUUCUGUGCUAUGAGAAGACCUGGGAACAGCUUUUCAAGUGUAGCUCAUGUAGCUAAUAUGAUAUCAUUACAGGCCAUUAUAAGAACACCUUGAGUGGGUUGUAGUCAUUGAUUACGUUAUUAUUGAUUUUCUAACACUGUCACAUCAGAUCUAUGUCUUAAAACCUGUGCUGCAGUGCAUUGUAAUGCAUUGAACUGCCUGAUGUGCUUGCAAGGUGUCAGAAUCUGGACUCCCAAUCACCACCAGCCACCUGUGGAGUGUUUUUGUGACAUUUGGCUGUGGUUUGGCAUCUACCAGCCACUUUGGCAGGGAACCAGCCCUCACUUGGAGGUCCUGUUGUUUUCAGAUAUUUCAGCUGGCUGGUGAAAUUGCUUACAAGGAUGGUUGAUUUUGGCAGGCGACACCCACUCCAGCAAGUUAAUUUCCAGUCCAGUUCACGGUGUACUAGAAGAUGUUACAAUAACCACUCACCAACAGCAGGGCCCAGUAGGAAGAACUGGAGGCCAGCUCAUCACACAUUUUGCAGAAUGUUAAAAUGGUGUUGUGUGACUCUGCUUGUUGCCAGAGGAGAUGUUUUGAAGCUGGACAAAAGUUUCAGCCUAUCAGUGCUGAUGAUAACUUGUAGAGUUGCAGUAAUCAGUAACUUGUGUCCCUGCUGUUGUAAAGUGGUUAUUUACACUGUCCCUGUUACUUAAAGGGAAGUCCUUGUUGAAACAGUUCAUUUACUGUGUUCAACGCACUGAGCAGAGACCGUCCAUCCACGUUUGUGAGCCUCAAAGACUAAUUCAAAAAGCUUUGUGAGUGACUUCAUGUUCACAUCAUGGCUCUGAGGGAGCACAUGUGACUUAUAUUCAGGCUGGAUUUUCCCUUUAAGAGAGCGCAGACUCCAGCUGGUGUUGACUUACUGACACACAUGGUUUGGAAACCUGUGCCGGGGUUCAAAUUUCAUGCAGUGUAUUCAAGAGCAGAGCAGUGUUACAUACAGUAUAUGGUGAACAACGUCAUGUAGGGUCACGUCCGGGGUAAAAAAUAACUUUCCAUAAAUUAUCUAGCGUACUUUAGCGUGCUUUUGGGUUUCUCUCUCCAAAUCAUGAAGACAUGAAGGUUAAUGACUCAUUUUGAAAUGAUCCACAAUCAUAACUGUGUAAAAUGUUUCCUCUAUUCAUAAACUCGCCCUCCUUCAACAAGUUUCUGAAUGAAGUCACAUGUUUCUUUUUAAAGGUAUGUCGACUCUGGCUUUUAUUUUCCUUUAUUUUAGUGAUGCCGCUGUCAUUUCUACAGUAUGGUUGAUUCAGUGCCCUUAAAUCUAAACCCUUACUCCCCGUCGUUUGUCUGUGAGCAGAAUGCUUUGCCACAUGUCCUUGCCAUAUGUAUUUGAACUUCAAUUUAAAUUACAAACCUCUGUCAAGCUCUGAAAGCUUAGUUAAAGUGAACACAGAUGUGAUUCUUGUUACUCUAUAAAGUCCAAUAGAAUGCGCCCCAAGCAUACUGCCAAGCAAGUUGGGUGAAGUUGCCUCUUAGAGGUUAUUUUAGUUCUUUUCACCCCUGUUAUCUUCGGUAAGUUUUAUUUUUACAUGCAAACCCCCCGCAAAAAAGAAGAGAGACAACAGAAUGCAUUAAGAAGGAUAUGAAAACUUUACUUUCUGGUUUAGAGCUCCUAGCACCACCAUAAAUAAAGUUUAUUUAGAUGUAAAGCGACUUUUGGUUGUAAAUCAACUGAACGACUCCAAGAAAUUUUCAUAAAUUCUGUUCAAGAUCACAGGGAAGAAAAGAAAUUGUCAACAGCCAGAUUCUCCAUCGACCCGACCCAAUAGAAAGGUGAAACCUUUGUGCUCAGCGUUUCCCGCUGAUGACAACACGUUCAGUCUUUCUGUUUUUGUAAAUGUUCUUGUUGCAACGCAAUCAUGAUGACACAGAGUAGUCUGGGCUUCUCGAAAUGUAUGUAUUGAGAACGCUGUUCAAAAAGAGGACAAAAGUGUGGAUAAACAGAGUAAACU
Molecule: messenger RNA, 5883 nt
Organism: Chelmon rostratus (copperband butterflyfish)
Lineage: Eukaryota; Metazoa; Chordata; Actinopteri; Chaetodontiformes; Chaetodontidae
Product: guanine nucleotide-binding protein G(q) subunit alpha
Exons: 7
Coding region: 57-1136 (359 amino acids)
Biological process (GO): phospholipase C-activating dopamine receptor signaling pathway; action potential; adenylate cyclase-modulating G protein-coupled receptor signaling pathway
Cellular component (GO): heterotrimeric G-protein complex
Molecular function (GO): GTPase activity; guanyl nucleotide binding; G-protein beta/gamma-subunit complex binding
Source: RefSeq, a predicted model, not a curated record